Molecule: messenger RNA, 690 nt
Organism: Penicillium paradoxum
Lineage: Eukaryota; Fungi; Ascomycota; Eurotiomycetes; Eurotiales; Aspergillaceae
Product: GNAT family N-acetyltransferase
Exons: 4
Coding region: 1-690 (229 amino acids)
Molecular function (GO): acyltransferase activity, transferring groups other than amino-acyl groups
Source: RefSeq, a predicted model, not a curated record
AUGGCUGUGCCAUCAGUCCCAUUAACCCACGGCGGCGACACGUUUCUGAGCUCGGUUGCGGCACUAAAUGGGCGCGUUUUUGACACGGACCCCGUCAUCGGUUAUAUGUUACUAGAUCUGUCGGAGAAAGAACGGCUGGCCUAUUUACCGACAUAUUGGUCCACAAUCAUCAAGUCGGCCCUGUUAAACAAAGCACUCAUUACCGAGGCGGAUGGUUGGAAAGCGGCAUCGGUCAUCGUGCCGCCAGGGCGAUACCUUGACAAUGUAUGGACUCUUCUGUCAGCCGGUUUCCUAGGCGUUUUGUGGAGAAUAGGGUUCCCAGGUUUCAAGCGUCUUUGGUUCGAGUUCUCUGGCAUGACCGACAACGCAAAAAGAAAAGGCUUACGCGGAAAGAGUCGGUUUUACUACGUCUUCAGUCUCGGAACUGAGCGCGAACACCGCGGGAAGGGACUUGCCAAAGCGAUCAUGCUAGACCAUCAGCAAACCGCCCAAGCAGCAAAUCUCCCGAUUUGGCUCGAGGCAACGACCCCGAGCUCACGUGGUCUCUACCUCUCGAUGGGAUUUGAAGAAGUCGAGGAGAUAUUGCUCGGAAAAGGCAAGGUUGCUGCUGAUGCCAGUCUUCAGCCUGGUGGGCCAGGUAUACCUCUGUGGGCGAUGGUGUGGUGGCCACAGCCCGAAAAAAGCACUUAA